UCAUUUGACAGCUCUCGCUCAGUAGAGAGACCAUGGCCAGUUCCAAUUCGAGACCGUGGAUUUGCACGCGCAACCACCACGAAGAACGCUGCCUGGCCGAUCAGAGACGGAGCUGUCAGCAGGGCCGCCACUGCUCCGGCGGCGAUAUAUCGGGAGGGAAAGCGAGGCUGUUGAAGCUCGAUGGCGGGGUUGGGCUGGGAGUGGCGGGGAGGAGGAGGAGCGAGAAGAAAGGGACGGCGGCGGGGGUGGCGGCAUCGUCCAGGUGCCGGUGGGACGAGGUCGGGGGUGACGGGUACAGAUAUGGAAUUACGGCGGAACAGAGGACGUUCGUGGACGGCAUCCGGGAGGCUCAGCCCUACGUUCACGCCCACAGAGGGAGGACCUUCAUUGUCAUCCUCUCCGGCGAGAUCGUCGCCGGCGGUUGCUUGGACUCCAUCCUCAAGGACAUUGCGCUCCUUCAUGGCUUGGGGAUUAGGUUUGUUCUUGUUCCGGGGACACACGUGCAGAUUGAUAAACUCCUGAAGGAGAGAGACCAUGAGCCUAAAUAUGUUGGAAGAUACAGAAUAACAGACAACAAAGCUCUGGAAGCAGCUAUGGAAGCAGCUGGAGGGACUCGUUUAAUGAUAGAGGCUAAACUAUCUCCGGGACCCCCAAUUUUUAGUAUGCGCCGUCAUGGGGAUAGUAGCCGUUUGCAUGAAGUGGGUGUAAGUGUUGCAAGUGGCAACUUUCUUGCAGCCAAACGAAGAGGAGUUGUUGACGGUGUUGAUUAUGGGGCAACGGGUGAAGUAAAGAAAGUGGAUGUUUCUCGCAUUCGCGAGAGGCUUGAUGGUGGAUGUAUAGUUAUAUUAAGCAACCUGGGCUAUUCCAGCUCUGGAGAAGUUCUGAAUUGCAACACUUAUGAAGUUGCUACAGCUUGUGCUCUAGCUAUUGGUGCAGAGAAACUUAUUUGCAUCAUAGAUGGUCAAAUCCUCGAUGAAAAUGGACGCCUUAUCAGAUUUUUAACCCUUGACGAAGCAGACACGUUGAUCAGAAAACGAGCUAAGCAAAGUGAAACAGCGGCUAACUAUGUGGAAGCUGUUAGUCAAGGUGAUGCAUUUGGCACCUGCCUUGGAAGCAAUAACUGUAAUGGAGCUGCUCCGCCGUAUAAUGGAAGUAGGGCACUUUCACAUAAUGGAAAGGGUUUCCUUGAGAAAGGGAAUGCUACCUUUCAAAACGGUGUUGGUUUCGACAAUGGAAAUGGUCUUUGGGAAAGUGAACAAGGUUUUGCUAUUGGAGGUUUGGAACGUCAAAGUCGGUUCGAUUACCUGGCAGAAUUGGUUGUUGCUGCUUUGGUUUGCAGGCGUGGAGUUCAGAGGGUUCAUUUGGUAGAUGGCACCUUAGGUGGGGCUUUGCUGCUGGAACUCUUUCAGAGAGAUGGAAUUGGUACUAUGGUGGCUAGUGAUCUGUACGAGGGGACCAGAAUGGCGAGGGAAACGGACCUUUCUGGAAUAAGACAGAUAAUAAAACCUCUAGAAGAUUCUGGCACAUUGGUCAAGAGGACUGAUCAAGAGCUACUUGGAGCAUUGGAUUCGUUCAUUGUGGUAGAGAGAGAAGGUCAGAUCAUAGCUUGCGCUGCUCUUUUCCCUUUCUUUGAAGAGAAGUGUGGGGAGGUUGCCGCAAUUGCAGUUUCUCCUGACUGCCGUGGACAAGGACAAGGAGAUAAAUUACUUGAUUAUAUUGAAAAGAAAGCAUCCUCUCUUGGGUUGGAGAUGCUUUUCUUGCUCACAACCCGUACUGCAGAUUGGUUUGUGAGGCGUGGCUUCUCGCAGUGCUCCAUUGAUCUGAUACCGGAGAAGAGAAGGAAAAGGAUCAAUCUGUCUCGCAACUCUAAGUACUACAUGAAGAAGCUGUCACCCAACACAAGCGGAAUUACGGUUCUCAAUUGAAUGUUGUCUCGCUGGAGGUUUGCUGUAGUAAUAGGACGAAGAUGCUCAUCAGGUAUGUAGCCAUUCAAAUCGCUGCGUUUCCACGAUUGGGCAAAACCGGAGUCCUAUUCCACCUGUAGCUAAUAUUUCUCCACUUGUAAUGGAGCGCAUUAGGCAGUAAACGUAAUUAGCAAUUGCACAACUUAAUUAUUAAUUAAUUAAA
Molecule: messenger RNA, 2127 nt
Organism: Syzygium oleosum
Lineage: Eukaryota; Viridiplantae; Streptophyta; Magnoliopsida; Myrtales; Myrtaceae
Product: probable amino-acid acetyltransferase NAGS1, chloroplastic
Exons: 10
Coding region: 33-1925 (630 amino acids)
Biological process (GO): L-arginine biosynthetic process
Cellular component (GO): cytoplasm
Molecular function (GO): L-glutamate N-acetyltransferase activity, acting on acetyl-CoA as donor
Source: RefSeq, a predicted model, not a curated record